Notolabrus celidotus (New Zealand spotty) is the source of this 972-nucleotide messenger RNA. RefSeq names its product endoplasmic reticulum resident protein 27. Gene Ontology annotation, cellular component: endoplasmic reticulum. Gene Ontology annotation, biological process: protein folding; response to endoplasmic reticulum stress. The transcript has 9 exons. The record is from RefSeq and is a predicted model, not a curated record. NCBI's taxonomy places the organism in Eukaryota, Metazoa, Chordata, Actinopteri, Labriformes, Labridae. Bases 153 to 917 code for a protein of 254 amino acids.
GAAAAAGAUAAAUGUCAAACAUCACAGCAGUAUCCAAAAGAUCACGAUUUCAGGAGGAAACACUACUUUGACGACCCAGCAAAGGAGAUAAGAGUCCCCCUUUUGGCCAAAGGGUCACCAAGAUGCUUAAAGUAAAACAGUACAUCUGAAACAUGCUGAUCACCUUGUGUUUCUCCCUCCUGGUUUCUUCUGUCAUUGCCACAGAGAAAGACAGUGCCCUUCCCAGGCUAAAUGACAGCAAAGCUACUGAGGCCUUCAUCGACUCUGCCGAGGUGGUGGUCAUCGGAUUCCUGGAGGGAGAGGACAGUCCUGGCUUCAAGGAGCUUGUCGCAGCUGCAAAGCGAGUUGACUCAGUCUCUGUCGCCAUUUGUACCGUGAAGGAGGUGUGGGCCGACUACAGCCUCUCCUCAGACACAAUCACCCUUUUCAGAAAGGCUGAUAACCACCAAGAGAACCUUGGUAUUGCCGAGGCCAAGAAGGUAGAAGCUGAUGGUCUUGUUAACUUCAUCAGCAUCAAUGAAGUCCGAUACGUCACAGAAUAUAAUCAAGUGACAGCAGUGGGCUUGUUCAACUCAGAGGUGAAGUCGCAUCUCCUGCUCUUCGCCAACAGAGGGACAAAAGAAUUCACUGAGCUCAAGAAGACACUGCAGACUCUCGCCCCUGAGUUCACAGGAAAGUUCUUGUUCGUGGUCAUUAAUGGAGCAGUGAAGUCAAACUCUCGAUCACUGGGCUACUUCGGCCUCAAGUCCAAGGACCUCCCACGAGUCGGGAUCUAUGAUGCAGACACUGACAUGAAGUGGCUCCUACCUGAGGGAGAGAUUUCUAAUGAACGAGUGCGAGAGUUCUGCCAUUCCUUUCUCAAAGGGGAACUAAAGGAUGUGAAGCAGGCAGGAGCAGAACCCAAAACUGAGCUCUAGAAGAACAAACGUAAAUGAAUUAAUUUUUAUGAAAUAAAACGACAGAAAUGAAAAA